GUAUCGCGAAAGAGAUUCGAAGGUUGAGCUGUCCGAUCGCUCUCGCGAUACUUUGAUGUCAUUUUCCGAUCGAUUUGCGCAUCGCCAAACUGCGUGAAGAGCGAGAGAGAUGGAGGUGUGGCAGUGAGAACAGGACGGCGUGAAGAGUUCGUCCACAGACACGCGCAGGACGCACGCGGGGGGGGGAGGGGAAGAGUUUCUGUCCAGUGGAAUAACGGAAGAAAACAGUCGAAUCAAGAGAUAAAAGUGAAGUUAAAGUGCGUUCACUCAGGUCGUGAGUUUCUUAUUCAGACACACACAUCAUGGCCAACAUUCAUCCAUACGGCUGCUUCACUCAUGCCGUGGUCAGAGCUAUCCCAGAAUCCUUUGGGAAGUCUGAGGGUGGAGACGGAGUUGAGACGGAUCUUGCGAAGGCUCAGCGUCAGAUGGGAGUUCUUACAGGAACGCUGAGACAGAAGGUGGGACUCCAGCUCAUCGAGAUCCCUGCAGAUUCAGAGCUGCCCGAGAGCUGGAGGAUGGAGGACAUGGCUGUGAUUCAGGGCGACACGGCGCUCAUCACUCGACCCUUUAAACAGCAGAGACGCAGCGAGGCCGAGGCGGUGCGGCGGGUCAUGAAUGAGUUGGGUCUGACGGUGGUGGAGAUGGGUGAUGAGGAGGGAGGGUCCGGCGGGGCGACUCUAGAGGGAAGUGACGUGCUCUUCACAGGGAAAGAAUUCUUUGUGGGCAUUUCUAAACACACAAAUCACCGGGGAGCUGAAGUUCUGGCCGACACCUUCAGGGAUUUUGCCGUGUCCACUGUGCCGGUGUUUGGGGGUUCUCGUCUGAAGAACAUCUGCUCUAUGGGGGGUCCUGAUACCAUCAUCAUCAGUGACAGUGAUGGAGCCAAAAAAACCCUACGAAUGAUGGAGCAGCUCACUGAUCAUCACUAUGACGUCUUGUCAGUCUCUGAAGAUGCAGCUGCUAACUGCGUGUACAUCAGAAGUCCAGCUAAAGUGAAUUAUCUCCUUCAUCCCACAGCAGACGAGUGUCCCAACAGCAUCCCUGUUUUCCAGCGGUUGACUGACUACACUCUUCUGCCCACGGCCUGCAGUGAAGCGGUUAAACUCGGGGCUGCGCUGUCAUCUCUCUGUCUGCUCAUCAACAAGAAGCAGAACUAUUAAACAAUCACUACAUCGUCUUUUACCUUGUUUACAGAUAACACUUUAAACAUGUUCCAAAUAUUUCAGUCUGAGUUUAAUGUAACCAGUUCAGUUUCAAUACGAGCGUGACAUUAUUAAAGUUUGAUAAUAAACACA
This is a messenger RNA of Triplophysa dalaica, 1295 nucleotides long. RefSeq names its product dimethylarginine dimethylaminohydrolase 2 (gene ddah2). The transcript is spliced from 7 exons. Lineage: Eukaryota; Metazoa; Chordata; Actinopteri; Cypriniformes; Nemacheilidae. Gene Ontology annotation, biological process: positive regulation of nitric oxide biosynthetic process; arginine metabolic process. The record is from RefSeq and is a predicted model, not a curated record. Bases 303 to 1160 code for a protein of 285 amino acids. Gene Ontology annotation, molecular function: amino acid binding; dimethylargininase activity.